This is a messenger RNA of Andrographis paniculata, 1148 nucleotides long. Its product is annotated as ATP-dependent Clp protease proteolytic subunit 6, chloroplastic. Gene Ontology annotation, cellular component: endopeptidase Clp complex. Gene Ontology annotation, biological process: protein quality control for misfolded or incompletely synthesized proteins. The transcript has 10 exons. The coding region runs from base 158 to 985 and encodes 275 amino acids. Gene Ontology annotation, molecular function: ATP-dependent peptidase activity; serine-type endopeptidase activity; ATPase binding. The record is from RefSeq and is a predicted model, not a curated record. Lineage: Eukaryota; Viridiplantae; Streptophyta; Magnoliopsida; Lamiales; Acanthaceae.
AACGGUUCGCCUCUUAAAUUCAAAUGCUCUGCAAUUCCUUUUCGCCUUCGAUCACCGCAGCAGAAAUUAAUGGCGACGCCUUCUAAUCAAAAGUUUGUGGCUCGCUUUCACUUCUGCUCGUAACAGAGUUUCACCUUUUCAGUGUUCUACGCAGAGAAUGGUCACUGCAGCAAUGGCGACGCCGCUAAAUCUUUCAAUCGCUUCUGUUCGUUACAGAGAGUCUUCUUUUACGUAUUUUACGGCAAGAAGAAACUCAACUCCGAGACCUGUAAUAUAUGCUCUGUCAAGUUCCUAUGGCGAUUCUUCGUUGUUGGGUUCCUCUAUUAGAACAAACUCAUUGCCAUCAAAGCUUGAUCCAAUUGAAUUUUAUUCUAAUCCAAGUAAUGGUGUGAUAGAAGCCAAAAGAGGGAAUCCACCUAUAAUGCCAGCAGUGAUGACUCCAGGGGGGCCUUUGGAUCUUUCCACUGUAUUGUUCCGAAAUCGCAUAAUCUUCAUUGGGCAGCCAAUUAACUCACAGGUUGCUCAGAGAGUUAUAUCUCAACUGGUGACUUUGGCGACAAUUGAUGAAGAAUCAGAUAUUUUGAUGUAUUUGAAUUGCCCAGGCGGGAGUACAUACUCUGUCUUGGCAAUCUAUGACUGCAUGUCCUGGAUAAAGCCCCGGGUUGGUACAGUAUGUUUUGGAGUAGCAGCAAGCCAAGGUGCACUUCUUCUUGCCGGUGGAGAAAAGGGAAUGCGGUAUUCAAUGCCAAACGCCCGUAUUAUGAUACAUCAACCACAAAGCGGGUGUGGGGGUCACGUGGAGGACGUAAGACGUCAAGUGAACGAAGCAGUUCAAACUCGAUAUAAAGUCGACAAAAUGUAUGCAGCCUUCACCGGCCAACCACUUGAAAAAGUGCAACAGUACACGGAGAGAGACCGAUUCUUGUCUGUAUCUGAGGCUAUGGAGUUUGGUCUCAUCGAUGGGGUUCUGGAAACGGAGUACUGAAACAGGCUUCUAUACAGUCUUCAAAGUCUUUGUAUCUCUACUGCGUUAAUUAGAAUUUUGCUUAAUUCAUCGAUUAUUCUAUUGACUGGUCUGAACAUUUUUAUAAGUCUACGGAUCUCUCGACUGCUACGAUAGCUGCAAUGCAUAUUUGUCCAUAUGUUUA